UUGCCAACUUUACUCCAUCAGCUGUGUUCAGACGUUCGGAGCAAUCGGAGAUCGGAGUUCGGAAUUUUGUGCAAAUAAACAUGGCAGCAAAGUUAAUAGGGUUGGAUAAAGUCGCGACGUUAUACCGUGCGAUACGCGACCACGGUGGUAUUAUCGGUUCUUUCAAAACAUACUUUAGGGUGGACGAACUAAAGAGUGGUACCUUGGUUGGGCAAGACAAGUAUGGUAAUCGGUAUUAUGAGAAUAACGCGCACUUUGUAGGUCGUAACAGAUGGGUGAUAUAUGCAGAUAAAGUUGGAUUGAAUUAUGACGGUUCACAAGUUCCACCCGAAUGGUUUGGUUGGUUACACUAUAAAACAGAUUUGCCACCACACAAAGACCCAUCUCGACCCAAAUACAAAUGGAUGUUGGAUCACCAACAAAAUAUGAGUGGUACUGAUCAGGCUUAUAUGCCUUACAGCACUACAAGACCCAAGAUUGAACCUUGGCGGCCACCACAGUGACAAGCUUUGUUAUAAGAGCAGUGAGAAAAAGAAUAAAUAGUUAAUUCAUAAUAGUGAAAUAAAAUAUUCAAUGUAAAUAAAGAUUAUAUACCAAGAUAAAAAAUUAUAGGUAUUUA
Monomorium pharaonis (pharaoh ant) is the source of this 619-nucleotide messenger RNA. RefSeq names its product probable NADH dehydrogenase [ubiquinone] 1 alpha subcomplex subunit 12 (gene ND-B17.2). The transcript has 3 exons. Gene Ontology annotation, cellular component: membrane. Gene Ontology annotation, biological process: response to oxidative stress; mitochondrial respiratory chain complex I assembly. The record is from RefSeq and is a predicted model, not a curated record. The coding region runs from base 81 to 503 and encodes 140 amino acids. NCBI's taxonomy places the organism in Eukaryota, Metazoa, Arthropoda, Insecta, Hymenoptera, Formicidae.